Messenger RNA from Colletotrichum aenigma, 978 nucleotides. RefSeq lists its product as uncharacterized. The coding region runs from base 1 to 978 and encodes 325 amino acids. Lineage: Eukaryota; Fungi; Ascomycota; Sordariomycetes; Glomerellales; Glomerellaceae. The transcript has 3 exons. The record is from RefSeq and is a predicted model, not a curated record.
AUGGGCUCACAGCUGGUCUCAACCGACGCAAAGAACAAGCUGGAGGACUUGUCCGGCAUCACCAUCCAGCCCGGCGAGAAUCCUUACCAGGCACUCGUCAAGGCCUGCAGCAAUGACCCCGCCGAGAUCCAAGCCCUCUACCACGCUCACAGGACCAGACGAAAUGAGCAGCAGAAGGAGAAGUUCCUCGCCGCCGACUUCACGGAGCUCAUCAUCGACCCUUUCCUCCUGAGGCUGGAGAACCCUCAGAUGGAGCCCGGCUUCAAAGACCCCAGAAACUGCUUCGUCUUCUGGGCCCGCCCGCCCGAUCACAUCGUCAGACUGGCAGCUCACCUGCAAGCCUUGCUCAAGAAAGUUGCCCCGAGCAUCUGGCUCAUGCCCCAGCACAGAAUGCACCUCACAACCCUCGAAGUAACCCACUCCAAAACGCCCGAGAAAAUCGCCCGCCUCACCGACACCAUGCGCUCCGCCAUCCCCUACAUCACAGACUACACCUACACCCACCGCGCGCGCCUCGUCAAGCCCCAGAUCUCGCACGACCUCUCCGCCUUCGCCGUCUCCUUCCUCCCGGCCGCCGGCGAGCCUCCUGCCGGCGGCCCGUCGUCCCCAGCGCCCACCGCGCUGCAGACGCCCGUUGUCGGCGGCGACGCGUACAGCUACCACCACCUCCGCCGCGACGUCUUCGACCUCGCGCAGAGCACCGGCGUGCUGAUCGAGAGCCGGUACCAGGUGCCCAGCGCGCACAUCACGCUGGGGAGGUUUCUGGGCGGGGCGGACCACGCGACGCCCGCGGCGAGGCAGAGGUGGGUUGAGGCGAUUGACGAGAUCAACGGGUGGCUUGAGAGCGAGGUUUGGGGCAGCGAAGAAGGCGGGUGGUGCGGUGAGUGGGUUGUCGGGCAGGAGAGGGGGCUGGAUGCAAGGAAUGGGCCGUUGUGGUAUGGUGGUGGACGAACCAUCAGGCUCGGAGAGGGCUUCUGA